GUACCGUCGCGAGAAGAGUCGUCAUCUGACGUUAUAGCUUACAGAGUACUUAUACCCCCCUGACGAGGCUAAUUUUGAGCACAGUUUCCCUCAUUCAGUGACACUGAUAUGGCUAUCCCAGACGAGAACAUCCAUCCCACCGCAACAGGAAAUGCUGCUGAAACAGUAGCAGAACACCAAGCGAAGCAAGAUUUGGUGUUCUACUCUGGAUGGUUCUGUCCUUUCAACCAGCGUGUCUGGAUUACCUUACAGGAAAAGGGCAUUCUAUACCAAUACAAGGAAGUCAACCCAUACAAAAAGGAGAAGCAUUUCCUUGAUAUCAAUCCCAAGGGCCUCGUCCCCGCAAUCGAGUACCAGGGCAAAGCUCUAUAUGAGUCGCUCGUCCUGUGCGAGUUCCUUGAGGAGGCUUACCCCAACCAUAAGCCUCACCUCCUCCCCGUUGAUCCAUUCGAGCGCGCACAUGUGCGCCUGUGGAUCGACCACACGUCGAAGAACAUCAUUCCAGCUUGGCAUCGUCUUCUCCAGGCACAGAGCGUAGAACAGCAAGACGCUGCACGCCAGGAACUCUACGUUGCGCAGAGAAAGCUCGCGCAGCAGGUCAAGGGCCCCUAUUUUACUGGGGAAGAAUUUGGUUUGGUCGAUGUCGCUAAUGCGCCAUGGGUAGCUCGGGCGUAUAUUCUUACUGAACACCGGGGGUAUGACAGAGCGCAAGUAGGCGACGGUUGGAGCGAGUAUGCGGAGCGCUUGGCUACGCGCGAGAGCAUCAGCAAAACCUCAAGCGAUGAAGACAAGAUUCAGGUUAUCUAUGAUCGGUAUCUUCGCGACGAAGCUCAAAGCGAGGUUGCAAAGGCUCUCAGGGCUGGCAGGCCUUUACCUUAGUACGAGAAAAGUUGUGUAGUAUGUAAUGAUAAAGACUGCAGGAAGCAUUGUAUGACGG
This is a messenger RNA of Suillus subalutaceus, 937 nucleotides long. RefSeq names its product glutathione S-transferase. Gene Ontology annotation, molecular function: glutathione transferase activity. The record is from RefSeq and is a predicted model, not a curated record. The coding region runs from base 109 to 879 and encodes 256 amino acids. NCBI's taxonomy places the organism in Eukaryota, Fungi, Basidiomycota, Agaricomycetes, Boletales, Suillaceae. Gene Ontology annotation, cellular component: cytoplasm. The transcript is spliced from 4 exons.